AUGGUGGCUGUUGCAUCCAGCCACACCAUUUUUCAGAAGGUGUCAGUCAAUGGACAGGAUCAGGGGCAGCUUAAGGGCGUCCGCGCCCCCUCCAGCGACUACCCGAUCAUGAACAUCAACGACGGAAACUUUGCCUGCAACACCGGCAUCCAAUACAAGGACAAUACCAUCAUCAACAUCCCGGCCGGAGCGCGGGUCGGUGCCUGGUGGGGACACGUUAUCGGUGGUGCCCAGUCCCCCAACGAUCCCGACCACCCAAUUGCACGGAGCCACAAGGGUCCCAUCAUCGUCUACCUUGCCAAGGUCGACAAUGCCGCCACGGCUGGUACUACGGGUCACAAGUGGUUCAAGGUUGCCGAGAGCGGCCUGAACGGUGGAGUUUGGGCAGUUGAUACCAUGAUCUCUAACGCCGGAUGGCACUACUUCAACAUGCCGACCUGCGUCGCUCCCGGUGACUAUCUGAUGAGGGUCGAGCUCAUCGCCCUCCACAGCGCGGGGUCCGCGGGACAAGCCCAGUUCUACAUGGAGUGUGCCCAGAUCCGUAUCACCGGCUCUGGCACCAACACCGGCACGAACUUUGUCAGCUUCCCCGGAGCGUACAAGGCCGACCACCCCGGCAUCAAAAUCAACAUCUACGACAACACUGGCAACCCGAAUGGCGGCGGUCGGCCGUAUCAGAUUCCCGGGCCGCAGGUUCUUUCUUGCUGA
Chaetomium globosum CBS 148.51 is the source of this 708-nucleotide messenger RNA. RefSeq lists its product as uncharacterized. The record is from RefSeq and is a predicted model, not a curated record. Bases 1 to 708 code for a protein of 235 amino acids. NCBI's taxonomy places the organism in Eukaryota, Fungi, Ascomycota, Sordariomycetes, Sordariales, Chaetomiaceae. The transcript is spliced from 2 exons.